This is a messenger RNA of Letharia lupina, 621 nucleotides long. RefSeq lists its product as uncharacterized. Lineage: Eukaryota; Fungi; Ascomycota; Lecanoromycetes; Lecanorales; Parmeliaceae. The record is from RefSeq and is a predicted model, not a curated record. Bases 1 to 621 code for a protein of 206 amino acids. The transcript is spliced from 3 exons.
AUGUACUCCUUGAUCUUUGUGAAGCCUACUUUCAUUGGUGCCGAGACCAAAAUUACAAAACCCUUCUACAUAGACGCCAUCACUUGGCGCAAUCUGGCCUUCGCUGGAACUCGCCGUCAAAUCUGGAACGAGUCUCUAAGAGUCUACCCAGUCAAAAACGGCUUUGAGUUCUUCUACAUACGUCCAUUCUUGGAAUUCCUGGAGAAGAUUGGCAUCUGCGGACAAUCUCCAAAUUUUGGCGCAAAGACGGCCUUUGGCGAGUUUGAAACAGGCUCUUUAGCUAGCCUGUCGGAAAAUCUCGAGAAUGUGAAGUGGGAAGUGUCUGGGGACUACAGGCGCUAUGAUCUUGAAAGCAUCUUUGAAAAUGGAUUGUGCCAUUGGAAGUACAAGAUGAUUGACGAGAAGAAGCAACGACAGAAGAAAGCAGAGUUGAAUAGGCAAGAGGAGGAAGCGCGCUCUGAGCAUCAAGGAGAUGGAAGGGUGGAAGCCUCCUCCAACGCGCAAGAGACCAAUGCUAAUGAAAAACAUGGAGACGGGUACGACGAAAUGAUAGACGAUGACGAUGGCUAUGUUAGCCAGAAUGGUAACUUCAUGAAAGAUGGCGUUGUGGUUGCAAACUGA